UGAAAUAUCUGAAAUGAGAUAGGUAUAAUAAAGUAAAAUACAAUUAAUAUAUAUGUAAAGUUAGAGCAAGGAUGGCGGGAGGAAAUGCCAAGCAACAGAAGGCCCAGCAAAAGGCUCUGGAAAAACAAAAGCAGAAAAUCGUGGAGGAUAAGACUUUUGGCCUAAAAAAUAAAAAAAGCAAAUCAGUACAAAAAUACAUAAAGAGUGUACAGCAGCAGAUAACUGGGCAACCUCCUAAGGAUAGUGACAAGUACAUAGCUCAGCAAAACAAAGAAAAGGAGGAAAAGAAUAGAAUCAUGCAACAAAAAGCUCUAAUCGCAUCCCUUUUUAAAACUACGGAGACUGUGAAGCAAGUGAGUAUGGAAUCCCAGAAGCUUUACGAGCCUAAACAGUCGAGGAUGGAUCAGAAAAUCGAUAUUUACUUAGAUCAACGUAUUCAAAGAUCUAAAGAAGAUGACAAUAUGAGUAAUUGGGAUAUAACAACUCUAGAAGGUGUAGUUCAACAAAAAAACACUAACGCUUGUACAACUGAUAUCAUCUGUAAAUACUUCUUGCAAGCAGUUGAGUCCAAGAAAUAUGGCUGGUUUUGGGUUUGUCCAAAUGGCGGUGAUGAUUGUAAAUACAGGCAUUGUCUUCCUCCAGGAUUUGUGUUGGCUAGUGAUGUGCCACAAGAAGUGGUUGAUGACGAGGAAACUCUGGAAGAAAUGAUAGAACGACAGAGGAGAGAACUUCCUCCUGGAGGAGAAAUGGUAACUGAGGAAUCAUUUAAGCGUUGGAAGGAAGAAAAGGAGAAGGGUCGCUUGGACGAACUAAAGGACAAAGUAACUAAGGAUUCAACAACGCAGUUGACAGGGAAGGACCUAUUCACCUUUAAUCCAAACCUGUUCAUGGACGAUGAAGGAGCUGCAGACGAUUUCGACUACGACGAAGAUAUCGAUCUCGACGAACUAAUUAGAGAAAAUGAAGAGAGUUUAACAAAAGGAAAUGUACUUCCAGAUGAUGUAACGGAAUCUCUGAAAACACUUUCAUUGUGAUCUAUAUCGCAAAUGUAUACUUGAUCUAAAGUUUAUAAUUUAGUAUUUAAUUGA
This is a messenger RNA of Theileria parva strain Muguga, 1088 nucleotides long. RefSeq names its product Zinc finger CCCH domain-containing protein 11. The transcript has 8 exons. Gene Ontology annotation, molecular function: mRNA binding; metal ion binding. The record is from RefSeq and is a predicted model, not a curated record. Gene Ontology annotation, biological process: cytoplasmic translation. NCBI's taxonomy places the organism in Eukaryota, Apicomplexa, Aconoidasida, Piroplasmida, Theileriidae. Gene Ontology annotation, cellular component: cytosol. Bases 72 to 1034 code for a protein of 320 amino acids.